Molecule: messenger RNA, 4625 nt
Organism: Zingiber officinale
Lineage: Eukaryota; Viridiplantae; Streptophyta; Magnoliopsida; Zingiberales; Zingiberaceae
Product: protein ETHYLENE-INSENSITIVE 2-like
Exons: 9
Coding region: 562-4449 (1295 amino acids)
Biological process (GO): metal ion transport; ethylene-activated signaling pathway
Cellular component (GO): membrane
Molecular function (GO): cadmium ion transmembrane transporter activity; manganese ion transmembrane transporter activity
Source: RefSeq, a predicted model, not a curated record
UCGAGUGGUUUCUGCUCUCCCCUCGGAGCUUCUCUUCCAUUCUCCUUGUGAUUCUUUUUGGCCGAAUUAAAUCCCAAGACGUUUUUUUUAUGCUUCCGCCGGCGCCGGCUGUCGAGGUUUCCGGCGAGGGACGCGGUGGUGGUGUGGUUGUGCGUUAUCUUGGGUUGCUGUUGCGGGGAUGGGCAUUUUUGGGCCUUGGGACGGAGAAAAGGUGAAGAGGACUAGGGAUGAGAUACUCAGAUACCUGUAGAAGAAGACUAAACUCUGAGAAUGCUAUCUUGUUGGAGAGAUGUCCGUAAACAUUUUGGAUUCCAUCUUGACAGAAGCUUUCUGAUCAGUUCAUACCUAGUAUUUUCUAUUUUGGACGUGUACAGUAUUCCCUAACAACUUACCUGUCCAUAGACAGAAAGUUUGCCUGUUGAAGCUGCAUUGUUGGAUUUCAUUUCCAAUCUGCCUCUAUUUCAAGAUUGAUGCCAUUGGCAUUUACAGUUAAACAGGUUUUUGCUUGACUAUCCAUCUGCACUGCAAAAGGUUUUUCCAGGAAAGUUAUUAUUUUGCAUUAUGCCCAUGGCAUCCUUCCCUGCUAUUGGUCCUGCUUUCGCCAUUUCUAUGGGAUAUGUUGACCUUGGAAAAUGGUUGGCAGCUGUUGAUGGAGGAGCCCAAUUUGGGAAUGAUCUGAUGCUAUUAGUUCUAUUAUUCAACUUAACUGCCAUUCUGUGCCAGUAUCUUGCAACUUGUGUUAGUAUUGUCACUGAAAAAAAUCUAGCAGAGAUUUGCAGGGAUGAAUAUUCAGGAACAACCUGUAUGAUUUUGGGAGGUCAAGCUGAGCUCUCCCUGAUCAUUUCAAACUUAACUAUGAUUCUGGGAGUGGCACAUGGUUUCAAUCUUCUGCUCGGUGUCGACCUAUUUGCAUGUGUCUGUUUAGCUGCAGCUGGUUCUACUAUUUUGUCCUUUUUGAUGCAUCUCUGGGUGCAGAAUGAUCGGAGGGUUGGACUUGUGUGCGAAACCAUAUCUGGUAUGGCUUUGGUGUUCUAUGUCCUCGGGGUACUAAUCAGUCAACCUGAAAUUCCUCUUGCAAAGAAUAUUAUGUUUCCCAAGCUGAGUGGAGAGAGUGCAUACUCACUUAUGGCCCUUCUCGGUGCGAAUAUCAUGGUGCAUAAUUUUUAUGUUCACUCUUCAAUUGUUCAGCAGCAGCAGCAGAAGAGACCCUUGAAUGUUCCCGUAGGUGCUUUACUUCAUGACCAUUUUUUUGCAAUAAUGUUCAUCUUCACUGGCAUAUCUCUGGUUAAUUAUGUGCUGAUGAACUCAGCUGCAUCUGUUUUUGGAAGCACUGACAUGGAUCUCAACUUCCGUGAUGUGUCUCUGCUGAUGGAUCAGAUUUUUAGGAUUCCUAUAGCACCUAUCGCUGUUUUGCUUCUCAUAUUCUGUAGUCAGAUUGGAGCUUUGUCUUGGAAUUCAGACGGGCCACAACUUUUGCAUAAUUCUUUUGGUGCAAAUGUUUCUGUUUGGAAUCAUUUUCUGUUAGCUAAAGCUUUCUCUGUGAUUCCAGCACUUUGCUGUGCAAAAAUUGUAGGUGCUGAAGGGAUAUAUCAAUUUCUUAUUUUGUGUCAAGUUAUACAGGCUAUGCUUCUUCCGUCUUCUGUAAUUCCGCUUUUUAGAGUAGCAUCUUCAAGAUCAGUAAUGGGGGAAUACAAAAUGGCCUGGUAUCUGGAUAUAAUGUCUUUGUUGGCAUUCCUUCUGAUUCUCGCUUCAAAUAUAAUCUUCAUCAAUGAAAUGUUAUUUGGAAAUAGUAGCUGGAUAAACAACCUUAAGGAAAAUCAAAGAUUUGGUGGAACAGUCACAUAUGCUGUCAUUCUCCUUGCUGCUUGUGCUUUGAUACUUUUUACACUAUACUUGGCAGUUACACCUCUGAAAUCUGCAAGUUAUUUUCCAGAGGAAGGAACCAUGUUUUCGCUGAAGGAUGAACUGCACGAGGAAACAAAAGAUGACAUUCGAGAUAAGGCUACUACUACUACUACCAAAGAUGAAUGUCAACCUAUUGAGCAUCAGCUUUCUCUGGAACCUAUCGUGGAGAAUACUGUGUACCAUACUGAUCGAUCACUUUCGGAAUCUAUACCUGAACGAUCUGAUACUGCUAUAGAUUCUGAUAAUGAUUGGCGUCAAACUAUUGACAGUGCUGGUGCUUCUGAUAUGACUUUUGAUUCUGAUCAUGAUUGCCAACAACCUUUUCCUGGCUCCAGCUCACCUGACAUUUUUAUUACUCCAAUAUUUGAACCUGAAUUAUCAAAGUCUAUUGAUGUAGCUGACUUAGAAACUGUGAGUGACACAUCCACCAGUAUCUUGUUAGAUACUACUGUUAAAGAAAGGCAUCAAUUUGAAGCAGAGAAGAAAGAUUUGGCAUUAGAAGCAGCUAUUGCCUCUGUGAUGGACAAAGACAAGACAUUAGAGACUAAUGAUUCUGUGGGUGAGUUGUUAGUUCCUCCGGUCAGUGAGCCAAUGCCACAUUCAAGAUCUGAAGAUUCUGAAUGUGGUAAUACUGUUCCUGUAAAAAAUUCAGAUGUCAGUGGAAACUUACCAAAAUUAUCUGGACUAGGUCGCACAACUAGACGACAAUUUGCUGCCAUAUUGGAUGAGUUCUGGGGUCAACUUUUUGAUUUCCAUGGGAAACCAUCACAAGAAGCUGUUGGACAAAAGUAUGAUUCUUUAUUGGGAUUAGACUUGAAAAGUGUUAGUUCUGUAAAAGGUGAUAUUGGAGCAGAGUCAUCUGUUAGUUUACAUAAAGACACUGAUAGGGGAACAAUUUUCCCACCAAACCCAAUGGAAUACAACUCUCGUAAGCUGAAAAACUUGACUAGUGGAGAUUUAUCUUAUGGAUUUCAGAUGGGCUCUUCAACUUGGUCUCAAAACAUGCACGCAAAAACACAUUUUCUAAACUCAGCUGGCAGCCUACCCGAGACAAAUGAAAGACGUUAUUCUAGUUUGUAUCUGCCGCAAUAUUCUGACAACCAUGAUUAUCAGCCAGCUACAAUCCAUGGAUAUCAAUUAGCAUCUUAUCUAAAGGAAAUUGCUGCAGCAAGAAAUCCUUGUUCCUCAAAUGUGGCUCCUGAAUCUCCAAGAGUUACUAAAUCAUCUCUUAAAGUUCCUCCGGGAUUUGGGGAUUCAGUUCCAUACAGUGAUAGACAAAAUGGACUGAGUUCAUUUGCAGCGUCUAGUUUGCAAAGUCCAGCAUCUCGAGUUAGCAGAAUGCAGGCUGAAGGAAAUUUUUUCAAUCCUUCUUUGGUUGAACCGAUAGAAAAUGCUGGCUCUUUUGCCUAUGAAAAGAAAUAUCAUAGUUCUCCAGACAUUUCUGCCCUUAUCGCUGCUAGCAGGAACUAUUACUUGAACGAGUCAAAGUUGGGUGGUCCUAUUGGUUUCAGACCAUCUGUUGGUAGGAUGAUGACUAACCAACACCAAUAUUUGAAUCCUAUCUCCAGGACUGCAGUUUCAUCACCAUUCAAUGAACUCUACUCACCCAAUCUCCAGAGAGAUGCUCUCCCACCUCAACCGAAUUUGAGUUCAGACACCAAAUCUCUUUGGGCUAUGCAACCAUUUGAACAAUUAUUUACUGUGCCAACCAGAGAAUACGAUAUAGGCAGACGAGUGGUCCCUGACAAACCUGGACACACUUUCCAAGAUGUUUUUCCUUAUGCUGAGGUAGAAUGCAGAUUGUUACAGUCCCUUCGUUCUUGUAUUAUGAAGCUUCUGAAAUUGGAAAACUCAGAUUGGCUUUUUAGACCAAAUGAUGGAUGCGAUGAGGAGCUAAUUUAUCAAGUUGCUACAACGGAGAAGAAUAUGUGCAAAGUGGUUGAGAUGAAUCAAUUAGAUUAUGGUGAACUUCACUUAUCUCCUGAACGAAAGCUUAGUUCAGUUCAGAGGAAUGAGGAGGCAGAUAUCGCUUGCACUUUGUGGUUGCCUAAUUGUCGAGAUGGUUGUAUAUGGUGUGCGUCGCUUGUUGUAAGUUUUGGAGUUUGGUGUAUUCAUCGGAUAUUGGAUCUCUCCCUCGUGGAAAGCCGUCCAGAGUUGUGGGGCAAAUACACUUAUGUCCUCAAUCGUCUUCAGGGGAUUCUUGAUCUUGCAUUUUCUAAGCACCGCGCUCCUCUCCACUCUUGCUCAUGUCUCGAUGUACCAGUGGAAAUUACUGAACCUUCCAACUCUCCUAUGUGGUCAAAACCGAUAAAUCAAUCCUUCACAACAGCAGCUAUGAUACUUGAUAUCAUAAAGGAAGUUGAAAUUUCAGUCUCGGGUCGAAAGGGUCGGACCGGCACUGCUGCCGGCGACAUUGCUUUUCCAAAGGGGAAGGAGAACUUGGCAUCUGUUUUGAAGCGUUACAAGCGCCGGCUCUUGAACAAGAGUGCUGGAACACAGGAAGUUUCUUUACCCCGCAAAAUUCAAACAACUCCAGCUCUAUAGCAGCGACUGUGAUGAUGUUCCGGAUAUUUGGUUUUUUCGUUGAAAAACGUUCUCAGGGUUCAAAGUGGUUACUCUCUUUGUCCCUCCAAGUUUCCCUGUGUAUGUUGUAUAAUUAGCAGGAUUAUGUAGGGGGUUACUUUAAUUUCAAGAUCUUAACCCUAAUAUUUAUGUUCUAA